Messenger RNA from Clonostachys byssicola, 2769 nucleotides. The record is from the annotation of a GenBank genome assembly. Lineage: Eukaryota; Fungi; Ascomycota; Sordariomycetes; Hypocreales; Bionectriaceae.
AUGAAUAGCAUGCAAGGCAUCUUGCACAAGACGAGUCUCACAGCGGCAAAUGAUGCGCGUUCAACAACGUUCACCACUGUCACCUCCCACGCCGGGCAAAAGAGAAGCUGGUCCGCGAGUGAUACUCCCAGCAAUCAGCAGGGUACCAGUAGAGGCCCAGUCCAGUUCAAGAGGGCUUCGACGGCGUCAAGCGCUGCCCGGAGGCUUUCUGCCAGCCCAAUCGUAAACUUAGAGACACCCGAGGAGGGCCCAUCGGAAUGGACUCAGCGUGUUGCAAUUUCAGCCACGCCAACGUCUGACCAUGACCCCGAGCUCAGUCUCGCCCACCCGCUUUAUGGGCUGCCACCCCGUCUUGUGCAGAACUUUGCUUCCCUUGGAAUCAAGCAAAUAUACCCAUGGCAGAAAAACUGCCUAAAGGGACCCCAGCUCCUAGGCGGCUCUAAAAAUCUUGUAUAUUGUGCGCCCACUGGCGGAGGCAAAUCCUUGGUAGCUGAUGUCUUGAUGCUGAAACGAAUCAUAAACAACAAAACUGCAAAGGCAUUGCUUGUGCUUCCAUACGUGGCCCUGGUUCAGGAGAAAGUUCGCUGGCUUCGCGGUGUCGUCCAGGGAUUGUCGUUUGAUGAGAACUCCCCUGAGAGUAGUCAGAAUCCAUUACACGGGAAGCGUUGGGCCGACGAUGACAACAUCCGAGUUGUCGGCUUCUUCGGUGGAGGCAAGAUCAGGGCUACCUGGAAUGACUUCGAUAUUGGGGUUUGCACGUUGGAAAAGGCUAACUCGCUUAUUAAUACGGCCAUCGAUGAUUGCUCGAUUUCACAACUUCGAGCGGUUGUGCUGGAUGAGCUUCAUAUGAUCGAUGAUGGCCAUCGAGGCUAUUUGCUUGAACUCAUGACAACCAAACUACUGAGUUUGGAACAGCGUGUCCAGAUAAUAGCCAUGAGCGCGACUCUGCCUAAUCUUGAUAUUAUCGCUAAGUGGCUCAACGCGUACUCAUAUGAGACGAAAUACCGACCAGUACCCAUUCACGAGCACCUAGUGUGCGAAGGAAGCAUCUAUCCCGCCGCAAGCACGCAAAGUCUUCUCAAAACAGCGUCUAGUCUAAAAAGUCAGCGCUCAAUGGAAGAUAAACUUUCAGUGAUGAGAAGAAUUGAGCCUUCAGAGCACAAAGAACUCACUGAAUCAGUCCUGAACUCAGUCGUCUCUCUUGCUUAUGAGACUGCCUCGGCAGGUCAUGGAGUACUGGUCUUUGCUGGUAGUCGCAGCUCCUGCGAAUCGGAUGCUCGCUGGAUCAGUCGGGUGAUGCCACAGCCACACGAGAUCGGCCCAGAGCUUCUUGAAAAAAGAACAGAAUUGCUAGAGGACCUGCGCAGUCUCUCGACUGGAUUAGAUCCGGUACUGGGGGAAACAGUGUUGCAAGGUGUUGCAUUCCACCAGGAGAGAGAGCUCGUAGCCGCUGCAUACGACUCAGGUGCAAUCCUCGUCUGUGUUGCUACAUGCAGCCUUGCUGCUGGUAUCAAUCUACCAGCUCGAAGAGUAAUACUUCACAAUGCCCGCAUGGGGCGGGACUUCGUUGGUCCGGCCCUUCUGCGCCAGAUGAGGGGACGUGCUGGCAGGCAAGGCAAGGCACCUGUUGGAGAGACUUAUCUGUGUUGUCGUGAGGGCGACCUAGAACAGGUAGUAGAACUCAUGCAUGCCGAUUUACCAGAAGUGAUCAGCUGCCUCAACAAUGAGAACCGUCGUUUUCACAGGGCACUUCUGGAAGUCAUCUCAGUCAGGCUUGCUACAAGUCACGAAUCUAUUCGGGAACACUUUCAAAAGUCCCUCUUACGAUAUACUCAUGGGAUUGAACACAUUGAUAAACUAUUAGAUACCGGCCUCAAGGAAGUUACUGAACUCGAAUUUGUUGUAAAGGAUGGGUAUGGAGGUUAUUCAGCGACACAGCUUGGCAAAGCCGUUGUGGCUUCCGCAUUAGACCCUGACGAUGGUGUCUUCAUCUAUGAGGAGCUCAGUAGGGCACUAAAGGCUUUCGUAAUGGAUGGAGACAUGCAUAUUCUAUACACAUUCACCCCUGUGCAAGACUUUGCCGCAGCUGUUAACUGGCAAGUCUUCAGAGACGAGAUGGGAUCUCUCGAUGACAGUGGAUUUCGUGUCCUCCGCAUUCUGGGGAUCCAGCCGGCCACCAUCAUUCGACUGCAAGUACUUCCCAUGGCACAAGGUGCGACAAUGAAAGAAACCACGCCGGAAGAAAAGAAGCAAGCCAAAAUAUACCGCCGCUUCUACUUUGCCUUGCAGCUGCGCGACCUGUGCAACGAGGUUCCGGUCCACGUCGUCGCACAAAAGUACGAGGUACCUCGGGGGACCGUCCAGAACCUCUCACAGACCUGCCAGGGCUUCGCGGCGGGGAUGAUCAAGUUUUGCGAGCAAAUGGGCUGGGGGAUCCUGGCGGCCACUCUGGACCACUUCUCUGACAGGCUGAUGGCCGGCGCCCGAGCAGACUUGCUGGAGCUGGCCAAGAUCCCCUUCGUCAAGAGCCGGACAGCCCGUGUCUUCUGGGAGAGCGGGUUCCGCACGGUUGGCGCAAUCGCCAACGCUGAUCCGUCUGAGCUGGUGCCGGUUCUGCUGCAGGCCCAGCCACACAAGCUGCGUCAGAAGGGCAAGGAUAACAAGAAGUAUGAGGAGAAGCUGCUAGCCAAGGCGGAGGUGAUAUCGAGUGCAGCCAAUAGAUUGUGGCAAGCCCAGACGCAGGCAGAAAUAGACUUUGGGCUGGAGUAG